Polypterus senegalus (gray bichir) is the source of this 849-nucleotide messenger RNA. RefSeq names its product odorant receptor 131-2-like. The transcript has a single exon. Gene Ontology annotation, cellular component: membrane. NCBI's taxonomy places the organism in Eukaryota, Metazoa, Chordata, Cladistia, Polypteriformes, Polypteridae. The record is from RefSeq and is a predicted model, not a curated record. Gene Ontology annotation, biological process: G protein-coupled receptor signaling pathway. Gene Ontology annotation, molecular function: G protein-coupled receptor activity. The coding region runs from base 1 to 849 and encodes 282 amino acids.
AUGCACAUCAAUGGCUUGCUGAUUUUUACGUUUCUCAAGCAGCCUCUGUUCCAUGACAGCUCUCGUUAUGCCCUCUAUAUCCACAUGGUGUUCAAUGAUGUGUUUGAGCUGAGUGUCUCACUUAUCAUGCAUAUUUAUUUUCAGGUAAUGCCCUACACACCUGUGCCAGUGUGCUACUUUCUCUUGAUCCUGUCUGUUUCUAGCACCUUCAACACCCCCUUGAAUUUAGGACUGAUGGCCCUUGAGCGCUAUGUUGCAAUUUGCCAACCACUCCGACAUGCAGAACUCUGCACCAUUCCCAGAACGUCCUGUGCUCUUGCUGUGACGUGGGUGAUAAGCCUCCUUCCUGCAGUGUCGGACCUCAUCAUUGUCUUCUUCGUUGAGUCGCUGAGCUUUUUCAACACCAGAAUAAUCUGUAAAGGAGACAGCUUCAGCAGGGCACCAUUCCAGUCCAUUAAGAGACACUGCAUGAACAUCAUCUAUUUCUCACUCGUUUGGCUUAUUAUCAUUUUCACAUAUACUGGGAUUUUCAUUGCUGCCCGGUCGGCCAGCAUCUCUGAUAAAUCAUCUGCCAAAAAGGCGUACAACACUGUGCUUCUUCAUGCAGUUCAAUUAAUGUUAAGUAUGCUUACAUUUCUUGCUCCCUUAACGGAGGUAUUCUUUGUAGAAUUUUCCAUGGAGUACCAGAUGGAUGUUCUGUACAUUAGGUAUGUCUUUGUAUACAUUUUUCCACGGGUUUUGAGUCCACUUAUUUAUGGACUAAGAGAUGGAAAUUUCCGAAAUCACAUUAAAGGACAUUUGAAGUGCUUCUGUAAGACAUUCCAUUCAGAUAAGGACAUGCAAAAGUAA